This is a messenger RNA of Eruca vesicaria subsp. sativa (arugula), 462 nucleotides long. NCBI's taxonomy places the organism in Eukaryota, Viridiplantae, Streptophyta, Magnoliopsida, Brassicales, Brassicaceae. The record is from the annotation of a GenBank genome assembly.
AUGAUAAGCUCGUUCUCCGCCGCGACAGAGCAUCGGAGGAGAAACUUCAAAGGAAGGAAGAAUAAUUUCAGCGAGACAAUGGAGACGCGGAGGAGCAACUUUAGUGAAUCAGAGUCGCCGAGAAGGAGCUGUUUCGAGGCAAAGAAUAGUAACUUCAGUGAAACAGAGUAUCCACGGAGAAGUAACUUCAGCGAAACAGAGUAUAAAAAUAAUCAUCCGCGGAGGAGCAAUUGUGAAGCGGCGCCGAGGAAGAGUAAUAUCAACAAGGAGCAGCAGCAUCGAAAGAGUGAUUCGCCUGCGAUGAGUUUCACGAGGAAGGUGUUGUCGAUGAAAGAGAGUUACUUUACAGGAGGAGAAAAAAAGUCUGGUUUUAUAGAUCUCAAGUUUGAUUCCUUUGGAGGAGUUGGAGGAGGAGAAGUGGUGGUGAACGACGGCGUCUUGCCGGUUAACGACGAAGGAUAG